Molecule: messenger RNA, 4732 nt
Organism: Tigriopus californicus
Lineage: Eukaryota; Metazoa; Arthropoda; Copepoda; Harpacticoida; Harpacticidae
Exons: 5
Coding region: 2250-4649 (799 amino acids)
Source: RefSeq, a predicted model, not a curated record
GUAUUAGGCAGUCAAUUUAAGCUCCUUGCUUUAUCGCGAGAAGACAAUAACGUGUGAAGAAAUAUCAGAAAAAAUGUACCAAUUGUCCUAACAAAGUUGUUCUCGACGGAUCAAAGCAAAUAAUGAGUGACCAAGCCAUGAAGAUGAUAUCUCGUCAAGAUUUAGACCUCCUAAAGCGGCAAACCUAUUGUAAUUUGAAGGAACUACUCUUCAAGUGCGACAAAGACCAAAACUUUGAGCCCAUUCAUGAAUUGGGAGUCAGUAUCAAGUCCAUCGAUGGCAGACAAGUGCCAAUCCUAAACAUGGCCGUUGAGUCUGAAUUACUGCAUGUGGUCGAAUAUCUGGUUGACAAUGGAGUGAAUGCGGACGAGACUGAUACCGAGGGUAAUACUGUCCUUCACGCUUUGUCUCUGUGCAGAAUUAAGAAAAUCGCUUUUAAAAUCGAGGACUGGUGGGAAACAUUAGGGCACGGAUGGAUGCCCCUAAAUAGUGAGGACCAAUCACCGAUCAUUAAAAGCAGCUUUAACAACAACGAAAUAGCCACCAGCGUGUUGUUGUGGAGGCUAAAGAAGAACGACUUUAAUGGAGUGCCAGUGCUGCAAAUUGCAAUACGGAGAAAGUUUCACAAAGGACUAGAAGAACUGAUUGAGUGGCAUAGACGAAAAAAGGCAUCGCCAUUUGUUCUUACGUCUGGCACAGGCUUGAGCCCAUUUCAAGAGGCCAUUCGAGUGAAAGACAGCAAGGCACUUGUGUUGUUGUUUGCAGCCGAAGACCUCUUUGACGACAGGGAGUCUUUGAUUGAGGGAAUAGUCCCGGACUUGGUGGAUUGUGGUGAGCUUGAUAUCAUCUCAGUGGCAUGGAAUCACCUCAGAGGUUGGCAGAUUCAUUCUUUAUCAUUGUGGACAGAGUUCUAGUUGGCAUCCUGCAAUUUUUUCGGCCCUAGAUGUAUGUGCAUUUGACUUUAAGAGGAAAUCCAAGACAUUGUGAACCAAAUGCCCAGUAGAAUCUUUUGAGAACAAAAAUUGAAACCUUGCCAAAGCUGCGUGUUGCCAACUCUUUUGGAUGUCUUUUAACCAUUUCAUUAAUACCACACAUAACAAAAGAUGGGAAUAUGGAAUGUAUUGAAAAAAAAAAGCUAAGGAGCUAUUGCUUUCCAAAAACAAUUGCUGCCACAGAAAGCUUGAAGGAACUCUUGACCGAUUAAGUUUCAGCUGACCAACGCUAAGCGUGUUCACAUUCUUAUUUUACUUUUUCAGAGGAUUUGAAGACACACUAUAUCACAGUUUGGAAGAACAUUGCAAAGUUUCACGUUUCUGUGCAGAAUCAAGAGAGGGCAAGAAUGCACCACGAAUUAAAUGAUUGUCAAAUUCGACAAUUGAUAGGGCCACCAGGGAUUUUUAAUAAGAAAGAACAAAUUCAAUGGCACAAAUCGUCUCUACUGUGAGGCCGACAGUCUAGAUUCGUCAUUUUGGGCAAGGAAAAACACUAAACUUUGACGUCGACAAAAAUGGAAAUUUUGGAUUGUUAGCAAAGCAGGUUUUCGGUCCAGCUCUGACCACAGAGAUACACAGAGAGGAUAUGCUAGGGAGGCCGGCGUUAGAAUGUCAUCGGAGAGGUUGUCAGACCGCCAAGGGGACAAAGUUGAACCACCUUUCCCCGUCUACAACUGAGGUGAUCAAGAAAAAUAAUCACGGGAGGUUGCGACAAGGGCUACAAAUUUACAAUUUCAGUGGAAUAUGACAUCACUACUGGAAUGUCAGAAACACCAGUUAGCCUCAAAAGGAACCCUGAUUUUUCUUCUGUCAAACCAGGGUUGGCUCAAACUUAACUUGUUAUCACCUGGUGCUUUCACUUUCCAAGUUUUAUGGCAACCUUGAUUUUGAUUUUUUUUGGAUUCCAUCACUACCGUAUGCUGCCACCCCAAACAAAACAUUGUCAAGGCUGUAAUUAUGUGAAUUUUGGAAAUCCGUGGCAAGUUUGAAAUUUUGACACAAAGACUGUAUUUUCAAGGUAAAAAUCUAGUUCUUUUAGCUCCAAAAUAGGAACUCCCGGCCAGGCGCUUAGCUCUAUUUGGUCAAAACCAUUUGAUCUCCAUUGCUAAUGACUUGUUUCACAAAAGCAUUUCUGACCUUCAACUCAAGCAACUUAGCCUUUUUCCAAUCCUGCAAUCACAAUGAUUCUUGAGAUCUUAAUUCCAUUGAAUUCGUUCUUCUUGUUCUCAAAGUGUUGGUGCUAUCGGGCUUUCUGGAAUGAAACAAUGCCUGAGAUUUCAAUCCAAUAUCGAUUAUGAGGCGCUUGCUAACAAGGCAAGAUAUCUAAGAGAUCAUAUUCUCUUGGCCAUUGCCAAGGAUAUGAUAGAGGUAGCCCAAAGCAUCAUUGAUUGCUUGGAUCAGACAUUUUGUGAAAGCGACAAAAUUCGACAAAUCAAGAACAUGAGGACCAUUGUCUAUGCUUUGUAUGGAGAUGGUACUACACGCCUUGAAAGAAACCAUCACACAAUGACUCCCCUGGUGAUGACCAUCAAAAGGAAUCUUCCAAGCUUGACUGAAGCCCUCACCGAAAUCGAAUGGAAGUAUCUCAUGACAGAGCCCAUAAAUUCUACAAUCAGUCCAGCAAGAGUCCGAGCUCAUCAUGCCACAGAAAUUGCAGAGCCUCAACACGUGGAGCUUUGCCUCGGAUCAAGAAAACCAUCAGAUGAAAUUCUAGAAUAUUAUUUUGAGUUUCAAAUGCGAAGCUCGCCCUUGAAUCGUAAAAUCGAAAAACUGAGCUGUUCUCAAACAAAUCAAAUAUGGUUCUUAAAACAGCACCGCCAAUGGGCGGUGCAAGUUCUUAACCAUUCCAUCCUUCACCAAGUCACCAACGCUCUGGCCACUUUGGAUAUUAACAAACAGAAACAAGUUGUUUGCAUGGCGUCCUCGGAUAAUCUGUUGCAACUAGCUGUCACUUCUGGCAAGAGGCUAAUCAUUGGCGAGCUUUUGCACCAGGAAUAUCUUUGUCACAAGACAGACAAAUUGGAAGGCACUCUCUGCUUGAAAAAUCAAUUGGUGCACGAUAAUGACGUCAUCUACACUAUCGACACUUUUAGUUCAUUCUACCCUCAAACAGUGGAGUCGAUUUUUUUCCAAUUUGUGCUCUUUUACGUGAUACCAUGUCUUCUUGAGACAUUGCUGAUAUGUGUGGAUAUCUGGAAAGACAUGGACCUGACCAAGGAAUUGAACCGUCGGAGGAACGAUGACUCAGUCCAAGAAAUUGGGACCGAUUUUGAACUAGCCUUUGAAAUCAGCGUGACCAGUCAGUUUCUAACUUUGUUCGUUUCGAUCCCAAUUUGUAUUUGGAAAUUGAAGGAGCUUUGGAAGAAAAGAUUCAGGGAUAGCGAAAACUCUGAUGCUAAUGGUCCCACCUCAGGUGGAGUGAGACAAUCAUUCAUUAACAAAACAGGUUCAUCAACAUCCGUGACUAGACCUAAUAUUAUUGAAAUGAGCCAAAUACCAAAUGAAGAGACGGAAUCUUCCACAUCUGGCAUACCUGAAACAAGACAAACUCGUGGGGUCCAAAAAGGCGUGGCUAUCAUUCUAAAGACUGUUCCUCAUAUUUGCCCCAUAUUGUCAUUAUUACUUGCACCAUUAACAUUUGUAAUUUGUAUUUUUGGGGGCACAUCCUUGACAUUAAGCUUCACUUGGACUUCAAACAUAUUUUCUGCCUCGAUAAUCUUUGGCCUUGCUGUUGCCCGUGUGAUUACCAAAGGACAACUGGUAUUUGCCACAAAUACAUUGGAGCAAUUUGAUGAUUUGAACAAGCAAUUGCACCACCUUCAUAAGCAAUUUGUCUUGACAAUCAUUGGCGAAUCGUGUUUGGAAGCCACAGUGCAGCUCGGACUCCAGAUUUGGCUCCUUUCCCAAGAGAACUGUGCCUCUGAGUUGAGAAGGGGAUUCAUUUGGAGUGCCAUUCAAAUCGUGGCAUCCCUUAUUGAUGCUGACAGUGGGGUUAGCUCAUUUCAAAUUCAGCUUGUACUCAAGCUGUUUUUGUCUUGCUUGUCGAUUGUUAUCACCGUUGGAGGGAGCUACCGUCACUUAAAAAAACAGAGCAUGACAAUCAAGCACUUGGCCUUUAUUUUCCUCGCACUCCACUUUCAACUUUGGGCUCGAAUGAGUGUGAUUUUUGCUUGGUGCCAGCAAGAGGAUUACUCUGCAAAUUGGAAGAUUGCAGGAGUGGCCAUGUUUUUUAUGGCAAAUUCCCUCAUUGUGGCCAUUCUCAAGUUUAUAUUUCGGACCAAGAGAACCAAUCAUGAUAAGCCGACGGCUGGAUGGGAAAACAGGGUGACCACAAUUUUGGGCGUGGUUGCCAGUUCUCUAUUGUUGGUCAGAAUUCCCAAAGUGAAAAACAACAAGGAAAUCAUGUCCAAGGAGGGUUUUGACAUGCAUUUCUACUAUUUCCUCACAAGUCUCUGCUUUAACGUCUUCUGCGUAUUUUUGCUUUGGUGGUGGCAAAGCAACCAAGAUAGUCUGAUAACUACGUUGGUGGAAAUAUGCGUAUUAUCUCUUGCUGGAUUGGUGUGUCAAAUUUGUUACUACACUGUUUAUGGCCAUCCUUGGCGAACAACUGUUCGUCAAAGUUUCUUUGGUAAACAGAACAAAACUGUUGAAAAAUAAAUAUGAAGAUACAUCAUUUCCUGUAAUGGUUGAACUGUAGUUCCGCAAUUUAAACAAGGCAAUGAUAUAUUUUUCUGAUUCAA